Messenger RNA from Dovyalis caffra, 483 nucleotides. NCBI's taxonomy places the organism in Eukaryota, Viridiplantae, Streptophyta, Magnoliopsida, Malpighiales, Salicaceae. The record is from the annotation of a GenBank genome assembly.
AUGUUCGUCGCCCAAGAAGCGCCCCAGUUCGAGUACCCGAUUCAUGGCCCUGCGCUCUCGGCCAAUGAAAUUCAAGAGCUCUUAUGUCUCCUUCAAUCACCCUCUCCUAGCCAAGACUCCGGUUCAAGGGGAUCAAACCGGGCAGUUUACUCCAUGGAUGAGAGGAAGCGCAGGCGCAUGGCAUCGAACCGAGAGUCAGCACGAAAGUCCCGCUGGAGAAAAAAGAGGCAUUUAGAGGACCUCACCCAACAAUUAAACAGGUUGAAAAUUGGAAACCGGGAGCUCAAGAACCAGUUGGGUUUAAUUUUAAACCAGUCUCGCGUAUUAUGGAGAGAGAAUGACCGCUUGAUGUCCGAAUCUAUGGCUCUCAAGGCCAGACUUUCGGAUUUACGUCACGUUGUAGUGCUUGUUAUGGAGGCAUUUGAAAAAGAAGUGAAAUAUGGAGGGAAAGAAGAGCGAGAACUGGACACAUCGUCAAAAUAG